This is a messenger RNA of Leishmania mexicana MHOM/GT/2001/U1103, 1236 nucleotides long. RefSeq lists its product as hypothetical. The transcript has a single exon. NCBI's taxonomy places the organism in Eukaryota, Euglenozoa, Kinetoplastea, Trypanosomatida, Trypanosomatidae. The record is from RefSeq and is a predicted model, not a curated record. The coding region runs from base 1 to 1236 and encodes 411 amino acids.
AUGGAGAAGUUCCGUCACUUCGGCGAUGCCGCAACGGGCAUACACCCCUUCACCUUCGUGAUGGCCCCGACCACCGCCGGUCGAAUCGGCUCCGUCUGCAUGUUUCCCGCGCGCCUUCUCUUGACCGCCGUGUUUGCGCUUCUCCUGCUCGUGACAGACACGCUCCUAUGGCUUGUCUACUUCGCCUAUCUCAGCCUGCUCGGUCGCCUCCUCCUUGCGCCGCUGCAGCGAGCGUGGCUGCGUGGCCUGCUCUUCUCCAUCGGCCACAUCUUUCCACAGCAGCCAGCGGCGAUGGUGAAGCCUCCGCAACAGGAGCGUGAGGCGAGCAGUUCCUCCCAUUCGGCCCGUGCGGGCGACCUCGUUGUGUGCAACCUGCAGUCUGUGUGGGAUGCCUUGGUGCUCGAGGUGAUGCUAGCGCAGCCGUACCACGCCAUUUGCUUCCCUGAUGCGACGAUGGCGGGAAAAGACGGUGCCGCAUCGUCAACAGAGGCAGCUGCAGCGCCCGGUCUGCGUGUCUUCUGGCCUGGACCCAUGCAGCGCUGGCGAGUGUGGGCCUACACCCGCCGCACCAGCUCCCUCGCCUUUCUCACGGCGCAGCAGCCGGACAGCGCCGAACAGCAGGCCAUCCGGAAAAAGACAGAGGCGAUGGAGCUGCCGCUCUACCGUGUGCAGAAGGCAGCGGUGCGUGCCGGGGUGCCUGUGUGGUGGUUCGGCGAGGGCACGUGUAGCAAUGGGCGUGGUCUGCUGCUCAUGCCGGCGGUAACGUGCACAUCUGCCGCGGCCUCCAACGCAUCGGCAGGUUGCGUGGUGCACCUCGCCACGAUCCAGUACGACUCGCCCGCCCUGCAGAACGUGCUUGGCAACGAUAAUGAAGGCUUCUUCGCGGCGCUCUUCCGCACUGGGCUGCUGCUGUACGGCAGCACGGCGCCGGCCUGGACAAGCCCCUUCUUCCCCACCGCUGAGGUGACGUAUCGCAGCACGCGUCUUGCGCGCGCCACACCGUCAACGGCGGCGGAUAGAAAAUGCGCCGCAUCGAUGUGCCACUGGACUCUGUCCGCGCCAGCGCUGCUGGAGCUGCGCAACGCCAUGUGUCAGCGAGGCCAGCCGCUGGUCGUGAGCGGCAACACUGCUGGCGUGCGCCGCCAGCCGCUGUCGGUCGGCGUCAGGGAGAAGAAGGGCUUCCUAGAAGCGUACAGGGCUAUGCUGGACAGCAAGAAGACGUCACCGUCUCCGUGA